GCCACGAACAUCUUCAUUUGCCUGGAGACUUGGGGGUACUCCUUGAGCUACAUAGUCGGCGCAUCCAUGAACAUCAGUCAGUUGGUUGGCGAUGACACCUCGACCAACUGGACUGGGAUCUUGGUAUCUGUGAUAUUCGCAUAUGCGCUCUCCUGCAACCAGCUGCGCAAUUUGACUGUCGCCGGCAUUCUUUCCAACAUU
This is a messenger RNA of Symbiodinium pilosum, 201 nucleotides long. NCBI's taxonomy places the organism in Eukaryota, Dinophyceae, Suessiales, Symbiodiniaceae. The record is from the annotation of a GenBank genome assembly.